Molecule: messenger RNA, 852 nt
Organism: Aphanomyces astaci
Lineage: Eukaryota; Oomycota; Saprolegniomycetes; Saprolegniales; Verrucalvaceae
Exons: 4
Coding region: 1-852 (283 amino acids)
Source: RefSeq, a predicted model, not a curated record
AUGCGGCUCCGACAAAAGCCUUACGGGAAGUUUGCCAGCAACCGAUCAAGUGGUUCCGAUCUGCCGCUUUGCGCCGUUGACGCCAAGGUCCUUGUGAGCAGCCGCCGUCCCGACUCCCCCGCCGUCCCGACUCCCCCGCCGCCCGACUCCCCCGCCGCCCGACUCCAUGAGCCGCCGUCCGGACCUCUGCCGUCGCCGACUCCGUGUGUAUUCGCGACCCAUUGUUUGAAGUCGGCCGGAGGCUUUGCCCAAAUCUUUGCCGCGAUCCCGUUACCGCCGGCGCUGUCCCGACCUCUGCCGUCGCCGACUCCGUGUGCAUUCGCGACCCAUUGUUUGAAGUCGGCCGGAGGCUUUGCCCAAAUCUUUGCCGCGAUCCCGUUACCGCCGGCGCCGUCCCGACCUCUGCCGUCGCCGACUCCUGGCCGUCACCUUCAUCGCCGCACUUCACUAUCCGCUGCCGCAGCCACACUACGACGUCCUCCAUCAUCGAUGUUCUCUACACUCCACCACCCGCCACCGUCGCCCCAGAUAGCAGCAUGCCAGUGCAACGACGAUAAAGGAGUCCUCUACAACACUCCUCCGUCCACCAUCUUCGCUCCACUCCAUCACCCGCCACCUCACAUUCGGCGGGGGAAGGCCGUGGAGUGCAGCAAAGACGGUGGACGGAGAAGUGAUGCGGCGUGGACCUAUGGAAAAGGAAGUGCGGCGACCAUGAAGUACGGACACCACUGCACUCGACGGCAGCGGGCUGUGGGGCACAGCGACGGCGGAAGACAUCGCAGUAUAGCGCAGCAGGUACUCCAGACGUUUUCACGACUCGACGAGCUCAAACGCUUUAUUUUCUCCGCAUAG